AUGGCUCCCAAGAAGGCCGUUCCAGAGGAAAAAAUCCCCCUCGGCAGGCCGGGUAACAGUCUGAAGAGUGGUAUUGUCGGUCUCGCCAACGUCGGCAAAUCCACUCUGUUCCAGGCCAUUACCAAGUGCAACCUGGGUAACCCUGCGAACUUCCCCUAUGCAACCAUUGAACCUGAGGAGGCCCGCGUCAUUGUCCCUGAUGACCGCUUCGACUGGCUUUGCGAAAAGUACAAACCAAAGUCGAUUGUCCCGGCCAACUUGACUGUCUAUGAUAUCGCUGGUCUGACGCGAGGCUCCUCGACCGGUGCCGGUCUUGGAAACUCGUUCCUGUCCCAUAUCCGAGCCGUCGAUGCCAUCUUCCAAGUGGUGCGCAGCUUCGACGAUGCCGAGAUUAUCCACAUUGAGGGUGAUGUCAACCCGACGAGGGAUCUGGACAUUAUCAGCGAGGAGCUGCGGUUGAAGGAUAUCGAGUUCGUCGAAAAGGCGCUCGAGAACCAGAAGAAGAAGACCCGCAUGGGUGGUCAGAGCCUGGAGCAAAAGAAGGCCAAGAUAGAGCAGGAAAUCAUCGAAAAGAUUCUGACCUGGCUACAGGAUGGCAAGGAUGUCCGCAAGGGUACCUGGGCUCCCAAGGAGAUCGAGGUCAUUAACCCCCUCUUCCUCCUGACGGCCAAGCCUGUCGUCUACCUUGUCAAUCUGUCGGAAAAGGACUUUGUCCGCAAAAAGAAUAAACACCUGCCCAAGAUUGCCGAGUGGGUCAAGGAGCACGCCACGGGCGACCCCAUCAUUCCCAUCUCGGUGUGCUAUGAGGAGCGCCUGACGCGCUACGAGACCGAGGCCGAGUCGCUCGAGGAGCAGAAGAAUGUCGGCGCGCCCUCGGUUCUGCCCAAGCUCGUACUUCAGAUGCGUAAGACACUGCAGCUCGGCAGCUUCUUCACGUCGGGUGCCGACGAAGUCCGUCAAUGGACCAUUCGUGUGGGCACCAAAGCCCCCCAGGCCGCUGGUGUCAUCCAUACCGACUUUGAAAAGACGUUCAUACAGGCCAUUGUAUAUAACUUCAGCUCCCUCAAGGAGCUCGGCGACGAGGCUGAGGUUAAGGCCAAGGGCAAAAUGAUGACCAAGGGCAAGGACUACGUUGUCGAGGACGGUGACAUUCUGCUCAUUAAAGCAGGUGCCGCCAAGGGUUAG
Messenger RNA from Cordyceps militaris CM01, 1185 nucleotides. Its product is annotated as GTP-binding protein YchF. The coding region runs from base 1 to 1185 and encodes 394 amino acids. The record is from RefSeq and is a predicted model, not a curated record. Lineage: Eukaryota; Fungi; Ascomycota; Sordariomycetes; Hypocreales; Cordycipitaceae. The transcript has 4 exons. Gene Ontology annotation, molecular function: ATP binding; ATP hydrolysis activity; GTP binding. Gene Ontology annotation, cellular component: cytoplasm.